Symbiodinium sp. CCMP2592 is the source of this 2016-nucleotide messenger RNA. The record is from the annotation of a GenBank genome assembly. Lineage: Eukaryota; Dinophyceae; Suessiales; Symbiodiniaceae.
AUGGCUUUUGCCAGGUUUGUGCUAUCAUGUACCGCGCUUCUGGGAUGGCUGGCGCGGGGCAUCAUGGAUCCGGACGAGCAGGAGAAGAGGCUGGCAUGGAAAUACCUCGACUGUUCCAACCUGGUCGACGAGCGCGACCGGCGCGUCGACUGGCCGUGGUUCCGCCAGCACUUGCUGCAGACUCCGUACCCAGACAACAUGGAUGCAGUUUUCACCGUGUUGAACAACCUGGGUACGGGCAGCAGCAACCACUACGACGAGGAGGCACGCGUGUGCCUCAUGGGCGUGCCGGCUGCAUUUUUCUAUCUCACUCGCUUCACGCUGGACACGAUGGAGCGGGACGCAGAUGGCCGUGCCGUUGAUGCAGAGACCGUCAAGAAGGCGACCCUGCAGUACUCGGUUUUUGAGAACUACAUCUCGGCCCUCCAUCCAGGACUGAAGUUCAAGAUCCUGACCCCUGCAGGUUGCGCAGCUGCUGGAGAAAAUGGAGUACGUGGAGGGGAGGCUCGCUGGGCUCUGGACUCUGAUCCCCAAGCCGAGCUUUCCUUCAGCCACACUUCGACCAAGCUGCCGUUUCGCACCGACUGGGGCUUUUUCAAAGGGUUGAAGUCUAGUGAAGUUCUCAAAGAGACGGCAGCCUACGAUUGUGCUGCCAGGCUGCUGGAUGGCUUCCUGCUGCUUGCAGCCGGCGGUUCUGGACAACCCGAGGGGGUCGGGAAGCUGACAGCCAUGUGCACCCCGGGUGUCAUGAAGCCAUUUGCCCUGGUGAUCACCGUGAAUCUGUCCUCUUUGCAGAUCGUGGACAUCGCCGAAGAGGACUUGUCCUUCUUCACCCACCUCGACAGGGUGGACCUUAGCGACAAUCAGCUGGGCUACGAGCACCUUCUCGAGCAAAUCGCUCGGUUCCCGCGAUUGGGCACUUUAAACCUGGCCUGCAACUCCAUCACCUCGCUGCAGGUGGGAGCCGGGAUCCUGCAGAGUUUGGAGGUGCUGGACCUCUCUUUCAACGGUCUGCAUGGAGAUGUUCUUGGCCAGCUUGCCAGGCUCCCGAGCCUGGUCUGGCUGAACUUGGCCUCGAACUGCAUCUCCUCGCUGCCGCCGGAAGCGGAACUCGUCGGCCUCCAGGCACUCGAGGAGCUUAUCCUGGACUCCAAUGACCUAGUGCAAUUCAUGCAGUGGCGAUCAUUGGAUGCUGUCCCGCACCUGCGCAAGCUGUCCUUGAUGUCCAACCGGGUCAAGCGCUUGAAGGAUGAUGCGCCGGACACGGCCAGCGGGACGACGCUGUGCUACUUCCCCUACCUGGAGGAGUUGGAUCUGUCUUCAAACGAAAUUACGGGUGUGUCAAGCCUACCAGUCAUCCAGCUAUUUCAGAGCUUGAGAGUGCUGCGACUCAGCGACAACCCAUGUACACGUGGCGGCAGCGCGACCGUUCCUUCGGUUCCAAAUGUCGCUGUUGUCAGCGAGGACAUCAAGCCCUUCUACAUGAAAGGAAAUGGCUGCUUUGCCAAGGCUGAGAAGAUUCCCGGUGUAAAGUUGAAGAUGAACAGCCGCAAAAUGAAGAAAGUCCGGGACGUCCGCACCUCCGGCCCUUUCAGCCGGCCGAGAAGCAUGUCCCAGCUGGGCGAGCUCGACGAGGAGGCCAAUGCCCUGGUGGUUCAGUGGUCAGGUGCAAUGGCCAUGAACGCACGCGCCGCGUCCGCCCCCGCAACGACGGCGCCGGUGGCAGAACACUUGGGCAUCUCCGACGGCAUCCUCAGUGACGACCUCACCGAGCAAGAGCUGGAUCAGAUCUUCCGGGAGCGGAAACAGACCAUAGAAAACAGGUUCGAGGAGCCCGUGGAGGAGCCUUUGUCCUUCAUGAAGGAGCCCGAGGAUGCUGCCACCAAGGAGAAGCUGGCGCAGCUUAUGAAGCAAAUGCGGCAGCAGGAAGAGGAGCAGUCCGGCGCGAGCCCAGGCGCGAGCCAAACUCCCAAGGCACGUCCCGCGUGCAUUCUAGCUGCAGUUUGGGAAUCGUGA